This is a messenger RNA of Apodemus sylvaticus (European woodmouse), 6194 nucleotides long. RefSeq names its product neuregulin 2 (gene Nrg2). Lineage: Eukaryota; Metazoa; Chordata; Mammalia; Rodentia; Muridae. The transcript is spliced from 10 exons. Gene Ontology annotation, molecular function: signaling receptor binding. Gene Ontology annotation, biological process: nervous system development; animal organ development; intracellular signal transduction. The record is from RefSeq and is a predicted model, not a curated record. The coding region runs from base 225 to 2825 and encodes 866 amino acids.
UCCAAGUCCUGGCGCACAGGGAGGGAGCGCUGCGCUGCGCCCGGGCUGCGCAUCGCGGCCCACUUGCCGCCUGUCCCCUGCCCUGGCUGGGCCACCUCCCCGGGCUGCCGGUGGAGGGCUUCGAGGCGCUAACGUUACGCUGUUUCCGGUUUUCCAGAGGGCUCUGUUUCCCCUCCCAAGGCGGCGGCGGCUGAGCGGCGGAGCCCCCCAAAUGGCCUGGCCAGAUGCGGCAGGUUUGCUGCUCAGCGCUGCCGCCGCCACUGGAGAAGGCUCGGUGCAGCAGCUACAGCCACAGCUACAGCUACAACUACAGCUACAGCUACAGCGACAGCAGCAGCAGCACCAGCAGAAGCAGCAGCAGCAGCAGCAGUACCACCACCACCAGCAGCAGCAGCAACAGCAGCAGCAGCGUGAGCAGCAGCGAGAGCAGCGGCGGCAGCAGCAGCAGCAGCAGCAUCUUCCGUCCCGCUGCGCCCCCAGAGCCGCGGCCGCAGCCACAGCCGCAGCCCCGCAGCCCCGCAGCCCGGAGAGCCGCCGCCCGCUCGCGAGCCGCAGCCGCCGGCGGCAUGAGGCGCGACCCGGCCCCCGGCUUCUCGAUGCUGCUCUUCGGUGUGUCACUCGCCUGCUACUCGCCCAGCCUCAAGUCGGUGCAGGACCAGGCGUACAAGGCACCCGUGGUGGUGGAGGGCAAGGUACAGGGACUGGCCCCGGCAGGCGGUUCCAGCGCUAACAGCACCCGAGAGCCGCCCGCCUCGGGUCGGGUGGCGCUGGUGAAGGUGCUGGACAAGUGGCCGCUCCGGAGCGGGGGGCUGCAGCGCGAGCAGGUGAUCAGCGUGGGCUCCUGUGCGCCGCUCGAAAGGAACCAGCGCUACAUCUUUUUCCUGGAGCCCACCGAGCAGCCCUUAGUUUUUAAGACAGCCUUUGCCCCGGUCGACCCUAACGGCAAAAACAUCAAGAAAGAGGUGGGCAAGAUCCUGUGCACUGACUGCGCCACCCGGCCCAAGCUGAAGAAGAUGAAGAGCCAGACGGGUGAGGUGGGUGAGAAGCAGUCGUUGAAGUGCGAGGCAGUGGCGGGAAACCCCCAGCCCUCCUAUCGCUGGUUCAAGGACGGGAAGGAACUCAACCGGAGUCGUGACAUUCGCAUCAAGUAUGGCAAUGGCAGAAAGAACUCCCGGCUACAGUUCAACAAGGUGAAGGUGGAGGAUGCCGGGGAGUACGUCUGUGAGGCUGAGAACAUCCUUGGGAAGGACACUGUGAGGGGUCGGCUCCAUGUCAACAGCGUGAGCACCACUCUGUCAUCCUGGUCGGGGCAUGCCCGGAAGUGCAAUGAGACCGCCAAAUCCUACUGUGUGAAUGGAGGCGUGUGCUACUACAUCGAGGGCAUUAACCAGCUCUCCUGCAAAUGUCCAAACGGAUUCUUCGGACAGAGAUGUUUGGAGAAACUGCCUUUGCGAUUGUACAUGCCAGAUCCUAAGCAAAAGGCUGAGGAGCUGUACCAGAAGAGAGUCCUGACGAUUACUGGCAUCUGUGUGGCUCUGCUGGUCGUGGGCAUCGUCUGUGUGGUCGCCUACUGCAAGACCAAAAAACAGAGGAGGCAGAUGCAUCACCAUCUCCGGCAGAACAUGUGCCCAGCCCACCAGAACCGAAGCCUGGCCAAUGGGCCCAGCCACCCUCGGCUGGACCCUGAGGAGAUCCAGAUGGCAGAUUACAUCUCCAAAAAUGUGCCAGCUACAGACCACGUGAUCCGGAGGGAAGCUGAGACCACAUUCUCUGGGAGUCACUCCUGUUCACCUUCACACCACUGCUCCACAGCCACGCCCACCUCCAGCCACAGGCAUGAGAGCCACACGUGGAGCCUGGAACGUUCGGAGAGCCUGACCUCGGAUUCCCAGUCAGGCAUCAUGUUAUCAUCAGUCGGCACCAGCAAGUGCAACAGUCCAGCGUGUGUGGAGGCACGGGCGCGGAGGGCCGCAGCCUACAGCCAGGAGGAGCGGCGCAGGGCUGCCAUGCCCCCCUACCACGACUCCGUAGACUCGCUGCGUGACUCUCCACACAGUGAAAGGUACGUGUCAGCCCUGACCACGCCCGCGCGCCUCUCGCCCGUGGACUUCCACUACUCUCUGGCCACGCAGGUGCCGACUUUCGAGAUCACGUCGCCCAACUCUGCGCAUGCCGUGUCGCUGCCGCCCGCCGCACCCAUCAGCUACCGCCUGGCGGAGCAGCAGCCGCUCCUGCGGCACCCAGCGCCGCCCGGCCCGGGACCAGGGCCCGGAGCGGACAUGCAGCGCAGCUACGACAGCUACUACUACCCGGCGGCGGGGCCCGGGCCGCGGCGCAGCGCCUGCGCGCUGGGAGGCAGCUUGGGCAGCCUGCCCGCCAGCCCCUUCCGCAUCCCGGAGGACGACGAGUACGAGACCACGCAGGAGUGCGCGCCCCCGCCGCCGCCGCGGCCGCGCACGCGCGGCGCGUCCCGCAGGACGUCGGCGGGGCCGCGGCGCUGGCGGCGCUCCCGCCUCAACGGGUUGGCGGCGCAGCGCGCACGCGCGGCGCGGGACUCGCUGUCGUUGAGCAGCGGUUCGGGCUGCGGCUCGGCGUCGGCCUCGGACGACGACGCGGACGACGCGGACGGGGCGCUGGCGGCCGAGAGCACGCCUUUCCUCGGCCUGCGAGCGGCGCACGACGCGCUGCGCUCGGACUCGCCGCCGCUGUGCCCGGCGGCCGACAGCAGGACUUACUACUCCCUGGACAGCCACAGCACGCGCGCCAGCAGCAGACACAGCCGGGGGCCGCCCACGAGGGCCAAGCAGGACUCGGGGCCCCUCUAAGGCCCCCCGCCUCGCCCGCCCCACGUCUCCAAGGAGAGCGGAGACCACCGACUGGAGAGGGAAAAGGAGCGAACAAAGAAAUAAAAAUAUUUUUAUUUUCUAUAAAAGGAAAAAAGUAUAACAAAAUGUUUUAUUUUCAUUUUAGCAAAAAAAAUUGUCUUAUAAUACUAGCUAACGGCAAAGACGUUUUUAUAGGGAAACUAUUUAUAUGUAACAUCCUGAUUUACAGCUUCAGAAAAAAAAGAAACAACAAAAAAAAAAAGAGAGAUGGGCCAAUUUUUUGACUCUUUAAUAGAAACCUAUAUUGUGGUGCCUUUUGCUGUACGCUAAUCUGGGGCUCCUGGAGAGCCGUCUGGGGUGCAGUGUGGGGAUGGGCGCUUGUAGGAUCCCAAACUGGUUGGGCUGAGAAAAGGCAGGGAAAGGGACUGUGAGGUUCUAAUGGCUCUGAGGGUAGUGAACAAUGAGGAAGAAAAUGAAGAUAGGAGGAAAUUUUAUCUUCCCCAGUCCAGAUCUGGAGUCCUCAGAAGAGAGGGCAGGGAUCCUUAGAGCUGGAAUUGAGAUUGGGUUAAUUCCAGGGGGAGACACAGGCUCCCCGCUACAGCAACUAGAAUGGGGAAGGGCCCUCCCCAGCCCUCACAGCUGCUAAGGGAGAGAGGACAGAGAAGGCUGUCUCCCCACCAGCCCCGGCCUAGGGAGGGGCAGCUCUUCCAGGGGCCCAACCUUCACGGCUCCUCCUCCCCUGCGGCCUCCAGGACAUCCCCUGUCCUCUGCAGCACCUCCGUUUACAGGUCGUCUUUUCUAUUUUACGCCUGCAUGUCCUUUGCAUUUCAGACUCUUUAGGUUGAAUGCAUGGUCACGCUGGGACCUAGAAGAGCCACUCCGACAGUGUAUUCAAUUCCCCUUUUAGCAAUAAAGUAACACCAUAUCCUCACAGCCCAGCUCCCAACCUACCUAUGACUUCCAUCUUCCAGUCCUGCCCGCCCCAGCCAGCCCUCACAACUGGAUCCAAUGCUAAUUUGUCAAAAAAAAAAAAAAAAAGGCAAUUGUCUAAAAAGCAAACAAAAAUCCCAAACAGAAACAAAUGGGAACCCUGACAUGUCCGAACACCUGACUGUUGACACUUGAACAUUUUUAUAUUAUAAAUAAAAUCAGAAAUAAUUCCUGUUUGACUGUGUGUACCUAGCCCCAGGUGAGGAGGGAAGACAGAAGGAGGGCCUAGGAUGAACCACGUGGGUACUUAAGAAAGACUGGAUAGGGCCAAGGUAGUCCCUGAGCGGAAGUGACCCUCUCUCCAGUCCCUCUGGCUCCCAGGAACUGCUCCAAGUCGUUCUUCCAGAUCAUUUAUAAGGUGUCCCCUGGGUGCUAAGGAGCCCAGCCAAGGGACUGACGCAAAUCGUUCUGCUUUAAACUCAACCUCAGAACUCUGGCCCAGUUCCUGCCCUGCAGCUAGAAAGCUGGACUGGUGUAACAGUUUUCUGCCCAGGUGGGUGAAGAGGGAAGGGUUGUGGGGUUGGCACUGGGGCAGCGGAGGCAAAGAUGACCCUUGGGGCUUCAGGCACGUCACAGGCAGAGUCUGGACAUGUAAGACAACAUAAUGGGCCCCCCUGUUGCCAGGAAGACCAGAACAGCUGCAGUUCCCAAGCCCACAGGGCAUUGCUCCUUCCCCGACUAUAGACCCUGUCCACCUCCCCUCCCCACCCCCGAGCCAGGGCCUGUCUAAACCUGCAGCCCUGAUCUCAGGCAUGGAGGAGGCAGAUAGAGUCCAGGGUAAAGAGUCUUGCUUGUCAGCUUUCUAGAAUACCAGGAACCAAUUCCAGCCAGGACCUGAAGCCUUCCCUCCAUAGAGCUGGGGUGAGUGUGUGCACGUGUGUGUAUCCUGUGCACAUUCUGGAAAGUUGCAGUGUGGAUCUAGACAGACACAGAGGCAUGGGACAGAGAGGUGUAGUGCAACAGUAGGUUCUGAAUCCCAGUGCCAGCUGUUCCUCACUAGCUAUAAUAUGGCUUCUCCAAGCCACAGUUAGUUUGCUUAGUGAGAAAUGAGGAACCAAUUGUUUACCUCAGCAAGUUGCUGUGGAAGUUACAUGCAGAUGGACCCGGCACUAUUCCUGAUUGAUACCUAGUCUUGAUGGAAUCAAGAAUGUAGUGACAGAAUCCUGUGCCUUGUAACCAUAAGUCACAAAGUGGCAAAAACUUGGUGGGGUGAUUAAGAAAAGUCUAAACUUAUAAAGUCAUUAUAUUUGUUAUGGGGUGCUGAGCAGCACUUAUUACAAAGGGGAAAAAAAUGAAAGAAAACUUACUGGGCUGAAUGUUCCACAAGCCUGUGGAUCACGCCCAGGCCCCAUCAUCCCUCUGCUGUCUGUUUGCUUUCUUAGAGCACUAAUCCUUACGUGUGACCUCUGAUCUCUAUAGGGCCCCAGAUGAACUGUUAUGACCUCUUGGUGAGCCCACUGAUCUCAUUGCAAUCUAGGUUAGUGUCCUCACUUAAACUCUGUGUGGGCUGUGUUGUUGCCCUCUAGGUUUUCAUCCAGAAACCACCCGUAGGACUCACAUGACCCUGGUUAACUUUCAGUGACCCCCUCGGGGAACUCACCAACCUGUACAUGACCCCAGUUCAUCCCCUCAUCUGCCCUGGAUUCUAAGAUGACCCACCAAGAGUCCAAUGCCAGAGCCUAACCUCGCUCCUCAGGGCUCCCCUAUUGCACCAGCCAGUCUUCAAUGGACAGGUAUGGUUGGGACCUGGGGGCACGCGUCACCAGAGAGCCCUCUUGACCACCCUGACUCUCAGGUUUUAGCCUUGGGGGAUGUUGGUUGUGUGGCCUUUCAGGAAACACUGCAGUCACUUCAGGCCACUUCCCUUCUGCCACCUGUCCCAUGGGACACUCAGAAAGCUUCCGAGGUCAGAGUUCUCUUCCCGUCUCCCAAGUUCUCUCUUUACUUCGUGUCAUCACUUUUAGUGUCUUUUCCCAGUCCCUCUCAGAGUCCUCAGUGACAAUGGUAACCACUUCUCCCCUAGUCUCCCUCAUAGUGGUGAGACCCAUGAACACAGGGAGCUGGCCUUUUUCACCACUGUCCCUAGCACACAGCAACAGUGGAUGGCACACAGUUAACCCUCACUGAGGAGGAUGAAGGCUGUUUGUCAAGAGUAGGCACAGGAGUUCCUGAGCCCUGGAGCAAACCUCCCAGGACCUUGUCAGGCCCUGGAUUUGACCUGUCCUUGUGGGCUUGUUAGGGAUGACAGGGAAGAAGAGCAUGAUGGUCUACUAGAAUGCAGGGAAAAAAAUAUUAGAACUUUGAUUUAGAUUUAUUUUCAUCUCAUCUUUUUUAAAUUUCUAUUUUUGUGUAUGUUUUAUAAUGUACAUAAUAUUUUAG